UGUAAGAAUCUCUUAGGGGUUGAACCUCGUACAGGGUGACAUCUGACCCCCACGUUAUAAAUCUGUUCGGUAUCGGAGACCACUGUAUUUCCAGUUUUCCAGACAUGUUUACAUGCCUGAAAUAUCACAAGUUAUUUAAAAACUUUGUAAACAAACUUGUAGGUUAUGUUCUGUUAUCGAUUGUCAAGUGUUUAAUUUCGUAAUCCCAUGUAAAAACAAUUGAACAGGUGGCAUACUUACGAUGGAAGAUCUCUGAUGUUUCCAAACGAUGCAACCCUGGAGAUUUUUUUAAAUUCUCCUUCGAGAUCCAUAUUUAAGAAGUGACAUUUAACAACCGUGUGCUAACCUUAAAAUGUGUUUUGUUUCCACAAUACUUGGGUAAACCACCAAAGCAACAUGUAUAAAUUACCUAUAGGUUAUAAACUUUAGUUAUAACUAUAGUGCCAGUGAUAUUACAAAAUCAUAAACAAUUUAAGUACAUACACAAAGUGUGUAGUUUUAAUAAUAAAUUAAAAUGGGUACUUUUUAUGUUCAACAAGAGGGGCCUCUAAGCGCUUUAGCUUUAAAUAGGGACAAUACACAGGUUGCUGUAGGAGGCAGAAACGUUUUUAAGGUGUAUAGUAUAGAAGAAAAUAAAUUUAAAGAAAUAAUCAACUUGAGAGCCUCAAAACAUCUGAAUCAAGGCUUUUCAUGCAAUGACAUAUCUUGGAGUGCCCUGGAUGACCAAUAUUUGGCCACUGCGGCAACAAAUGGACAUGUUUGUGUAUGGAAUCUCAUGAAAAGCGGGAAAGCCAUGCAAGAACAAGACUACCAAGAUCACAGACGUACUGUGAACAAGGUUAAUUUUCAUGCCACAGAACCAUUUAAACUGAUAUCUGGUUCUCAGGAUGGCACAAUGAGAUAUUUUGACAUUAGAGUUAACAGUGCUGUGUCUGUUUUUAUCAGUAAUACUGAGAGUGUUAGAGACGUGCAAUUCAGUCCACACAACCCUUUUGCCUUUGCUGCUGUGUCAGACAAUGGCAGUGUACAGUUAUGGGAUAUCAGAAAACCCGACAGGUUGCAACAGCAAUUUACCGCCCACAGUGGACCAGUAUUUGCUUGUGACUGGCAUCCAGAAGCAUCUUGGCUUGCUACUGCCAGUAGAGACAGAACUAUAAAAGUUUGGGAUUUGCAAACAAACAAACCUACAUUAGAAUACACGAUACACACAAUAGCUUCAAUAGGUCACGUAAAGUGGCGCCCUCAAAGGAAAUUCCACAUAUCCAGUUGCGCUCUCGUGGUGGACUGCAGUAUUAAUAUCUGGGACGUUAGGAGGCCAUACAUCCCAUUGGCGACGUUCAACGAGCACAGAGAUAUUGCGAGUAGAGUGGCUUGGAAAGGAGAACCACAUUGCUUUUUGAGCAGUUCUAGGGAUUGUACUUUAUACCAACACAACUUUAAUGAUGCCAACAGGCCUGCUAGCAAAGCUAACCCCCAAAGUGUUUGUUUUAACAACAAAGGUGAAGUUCUCUUCGCCCAAAAAGUUCCUAUAGUUGUCACUAGUACUGUUACCUCGAAUCCCAUAACCAAAGCCACCAGUAUGAUGAGGAAAAUAUCAAAUACCCAAUCGUUUGAUACUUUUCAUCAAGCAUCAAGUACUUUGCAAGAAUUCACUGGUAUCAAUAAAGGUAGUACGCAACCGCACGAUGCCGAUAGCGAAUUGUUCGUCAAUUUGGCGAAGAAAUACGUUUUGCAAGGCAGGAGUGUGUCUGAAGUAUGCGAUCACAAUGCGGCUGUGGCACGGGAAUAUGGAAAAUCAUACAUGUAUGUAAUAUGGAAGAUAAUAAAAACGAUGUACGGAGAGGAAUUCAUACAAAAUUCAAACUUCACCGACUGCUACGAACCUGACUUCAAAGAAGAAGACGAAGAGUCUCCUGAGGAGGACAAUAGAAACGAUAAAAACAAACCGCAAACGCCAAUAUUGGAACUGGAAGAAGAAUACGACCAACUUUCGUUGUGUGGCGAUACGCCACUGGCCCAGUUCAGUGGCGGAGAUGAAAGCGGCGAAACCGAGAACGAAGACCAGGUGGACCACAUAGGGAUCUACAAUUAUAUCAAUUUUAGGUCCUGUUUGCCCAAGGGAGACUUUUCCUUCGGCGAAAAUGAGCUCGAUAUGGAAAUCGACGGCAUCAGCACAGGCUCUUUUUCAGAAUAUCACAACGGUUUUAAAAGCUACAAUCAAAUAACCCCUCAGGAGCUAAAAGACGCAGACUAUUGCGCAUUUCCGAGCGAGGCUUUCCCGAUACGCCACGAAAUCCGGGACCGGUCGCCUCCGCCGGAGCAAUUCCCGAACCGAAUAUCGCCGGAACUGCCGGAAGAACCCAUAGCGACCAUUAUAGAGGAACCGCUGUCGAUGCACACGCUGUGCGUCAAGAAACCGAAGAAGAAAUCCGUAUGGGAUCCUUCCAGUUUGGUGAUAGACGCGUUGAAGUUCCACGCCGACAUGGGCGACGUGCAAUCAGCGGCGUGCAUACUCAUUGUGAUAGGGGAGAACAGGAAAAAACUCGAAGGUUUGAAGAAGCACGUGCAGGAAGUUUGGCUGUUGGGCUACAUAGAGCAACUCAACCGGUACAAGCUGUGGAACGAAGCGGCGCGAGUGAUUAAGUUGGCGUGGUUGCCGUCUGUGUACUCCCUUAAUCAGCAAAGCACGAGGAUAAACACGAACUGCACCAAGUGCUCGAAACCCCUGCAAAGAACUGGGUGGCUGUGCGACAGGUGUCACUCCUCUGAACCGGCUCUAUGUUGCAUUUGUCACCAAGUUUCCAAAGGGUUGUACUCUUGGUGCCAAGGCUGUUCGCAUGGGGGCCACGUUGCGCAUUUGAAACAGUGGUUUGCCACCAACAAGAAAUGUCCCACUGGUUGUGGACACUCCUGCGAGUUUGGCUGAUAUUUUUUAUAUCGCUUUGACCGAACAUCGUAUACUGUAUAUAUAUCACGAAAGAUUUAAUUUAUUAAAAAGUUAUAUUAUGCCCAGGCUUUUACUUGCUUCUCCUUUCAGAUAUUUUCAA
This is a messenger RNA of Brassicogethes aeneus, 3047 nucleotides long. NCBI's taxonomy places the organism in Eukaryota, Metazoa, Arthropoda, Insecta, Coleoptera, Nitidulidae. The record is from the annotation of a GenBank genome assembly.